UCUUGUUCGGAGUUCUUGUUUUGGUGUCGUUGGUCGUCGUGGUGGCGGAGAGGCCGUCCACGCCGGCGAUCCGAGGGCGGAGGAUGCUGCUGGCUGGAGACGGAGGAGAGACCAGGAUGACUCUGGAGGAUUUCCGGGCUGAUGAUCCUUUCCAGGACAGCGCGAGGAGGGUGCCCAAUGGCCCUGAUCCCAUCCACAACAGGGGCGCUGGCAAGUCCGGAAGAUCGCCGGGGCGAGAGUAGGGGCGCGGAAGCUUCCGACGGUUAUGGUGGGGCAGAGAGAUGGUGCAUUGCAUUGCAUUGCAUCUCAAGAAGGAACAAACAAGAGCUACUACAAUAUAUUAUGCUGGGUCUGGAUGGAUGUUGUGGUGUAACUAGGGAGGGGGAGGGUGGCCUGGACUUGGGACUAUCUUGUUCUAAGCACUGCUAUUUAAGAAGGUUUUAAGCAUAAAAACUUUAGCUUUUUUGCGGAAACAGAGGCUGUGUUCUGGUGGUGUGGUGGGGGGGUUCAGUUUUGUAAAGUGACCAAGCUUCCCUCUCAAGCACCAAAGAUUCUUGGCAAUGGGGGCAAGAGCUGCUUUCCCUUUCUUUCUUUUUUUGGCAGAAAUGACUUUAGUCAUGUUAGUGCUCCUACUACUAUUAGCACAUUGUUUGGUUUUGAUGCC
This is a messenger RNA of Triticum dicoccoides, 664 nucleotides long. RefSeq lists its product as uncharacterized. The transcript is spliced from 2 exons. The coding region runs from base 142 to 444 and encodes 100 amino acids. The record is from RefSeq and is a predicted model, not a curated record. Lineage: Eukaryota; Viridiplantae; Streptophyta; Magnoliopsida; Poales; Poaceae.